Molecule: messenger RNA, 33256 nt
Organism: Xyrichtys novacula (pearly razorfish)
Lineage: Eukaryota; Metazoa; Chordata; Actinopteri; Labriformes; Labridae
Source: the annotation of a GenBank genome assembly
GGAAGAAAAUAGGCGGAGCUUAGCAAGUGACAGCAUACAAAAAACUUUGUUAGCGCUCUGCUAACUUUACUGAACCGUUUCUUUAUAAUGCUGCUCUCCUGAAGAAGCGGACCAGAAGUCCUUAAAAGUAAGGCUGGUAUCGUAUUCCCACAGAAAACAUCAACCUAAGGAUGGAAAUUUACUUCAGUUCUUAUCGGGGGGCAGGGUGGGUUAACCGUAGCCAGCCAGCUGCUAGCCAGUGUUAUUUUAGCUAACGGCUAAUGCUCAGAAUGUUGAAAUAAACAUCAGGAGGUUAAUGUGUUCAAAGCUGAUCAAACAGCUGUGGUGAACGCUUCAACACGCAGACAGGAGGUCAGAUGAGAGGCGAAGCAUGCUGAGGAAUCAAAAACUUACUUCCUCUUUUCGCAGUUUUUUCCAUGACUUUGUGUUCCUCCAUGAACUAAAACCUUUUCACUCAGUUUCUGACUGUCUCUGCUGCUAAACUUCAGGCUAAUUCACUCUCUUCUUUGCUCUUUUCUCGUAGGAUGGAACACCAUGAAGAGGACGAUGGAACCCUGUGCAAAUGGCCGAGUGUGAGUUUGUUUGAUCCACUUUGACUGUCUGAACUCUGAGACUGAAAACUGCAGCUGGCGAAUCCAGACAUGAACACAGUGUACAUAUACUGACCCAGAUCUGACAGACAGACAGCUGCAAUAACGAGCUACGCCAUUAUGAACUUGUUUGUUAAUGUUAUUUUACCUAAGGAAGAAACUCAUCAUAAGAAACUUUAUUAUAGGGCUGGGCGAUAUGGUAAAAAGUUAAUGAUGAUAUAUAUUUUUUCAUAUCAGUCGAUAUAUAAAAAUGAAAUUUAACUGUUUAUCGGUCGCAUGUCUUUUCCAAUACAAUAAUCUACUUCAUCUGUGAGGUCUUUGAGUCUCUUCGACGUUUUUCUGUUUCGGCUGCACAGGCGCCAUGGGCUCCUUGCUCCUCUCGGGGUUUGUAACCUUUUGCGUUGUGCGUGCUCUGCGGCGUGGCGCUGCUUCAGGUGGUGAAAAAGAUUUGAGGUAUUCCCCGACUUUGUGAGAACAUGUACUCGACUUAAUUUUCAGUACACAUUACUCUGCUUCAUGUCCGACCUCAAAAAACAAAAUACCUCCACACCACCAACGUUUCGUGCCAGUGGUGUUGACAAUGUCGUCAUCUGUUGAGCCUUCAUGGUCAUUUCUGUCGGGGGUAGCACUCAUUUUCUUUUUUCUCACCAACAGUGCUGUCGGCUUCACCUGUUAAAGUUCUAUGGUUGGAUGUAGCUGCUGUCUGCUAGGACGCAGUUGUUUGUUACUUGGUUCUAAUUCAGCACAUGAUUGGUUCAGUGUGAAGCGGACCCGGAGCAAAUCCACUUUUCAUUGGCUAUUCAUAAAGUCUAUCAAAACAUGGCAGAAUGCUGACUAUUGAAAUGCAUAUUGAUUAUGUUGUAUAUUGAUAUUGAGGGAAAUUAAUUUUCGAUAUAUUUUGAUGUCGUUUUAUCGCCCAGCCCUACUUUAUUAUUCGAAACAGUAAACUUACAACUAGAUCUCACUCAACUAACUAAAAGAGAAUAAUUUUGCUCUUAAUUAAUAAUAUUAAUAAUAAUAAUACAUUUUAUUUGUAGUGCCUUUUACAUCAAGAGACCCCAAAGGGCUACAUCGUAAAGGCAAAGAAAUAUCACAGUAAAGAAUUAUAAAAAUAGGUUAUUGGUUAAAACAAGAGAAACAUCUUAUGAAAAGAGUAAAAGCAAGAUAAGCAUUUUUUCCCCCUCUAUAUUAGAACACUUUUACCCCAGCACUGAAGCAUGUAGACUUUUGGUUUUGUCGCAUUUUUAAAUGACAAAGUUAUUAUUAAAUUUCCCUUUGGAGAUCAAAAAAGUACUUCUUAUAUUAUCUUAUUUUUAAUGAAAGUAGUUGUAUGUUUCUCUCAUUUCAGUACUGUCUCUACCUCUUUAUUCUCAAUUGUAUCAGAGUAACUGUGUUAACCUGUUAUGUUUUUAGGUACUUAAUCAAUACAGCAAAAGUGACAUCACAUUACGGGUGCAAAAAUUCGUGGAGGAGAGGAUGCAGACCACCAUGGUAUGAAGACGCAAUUUUAAUGACAGCAUGUGCUUUCAACAAGCAGAGAGACCUGUGCCAUGUAUUCAGAUUGGGUAGUUUAGGCCUGCUUUGUCUUUAUAGGAGAGGAUUAACAUAAUUUGGUGGGUUGUGAUCAUUCUUUUGACUACUUUUUGGUACGACUUGGAUGGUUUCCACCUGGGGAAAUAAUACUUAGUUUUGGCUCAUUUACUCCUCUAAUAAGAGUAACUGGGAUUGGAAUGUCACCAAAUUGAAUAGACUUUGCUCUUAAUAUACAUACUCCAUACUUACAGUUAUAUCGGCUUGUAAUGUUUUGUUUUAACCUUGCAAACUAAAAACAGCAGCAGUGGGCUGCUCCUGGUUUUGAAUUUUGGCUUGUUAUUGUUUGUUCACUGUUACUUUACUUUCUCUGGUUUAAAUACAUGUAACACUCAAAGACUACUUAGAAUUAGUACAUGGUCAUUGACUGGAACGUGGCUUUGGACUUCAAAGUAUAAGGUCCACAAACAACCAGCUUAGUCAGCCAAGUACACUGUAUACCUAACCCUCAUGUGAUCUUUACAUUGCUGCAAUGCUCUUGUCUGUCCUGUAGCUCACCGGUGCACUAAUUGGAGCGGCAGUCGCAGUCUCACUGAUUGGGAUUGUGGUUCUCUUCCUCUACCGGAGGUUUAAGCUUGCUCGUGAGUCAUCAAACAUCUCAGUGGCCUAUAUGUGCAUCUGUGACAAAUGCCAUGUUUAGUAUGGAAAGUAUUGAAAGUUUUGAAAAGCAUUAUGUUCUUUUGAGAAAGCCAUCUUAAGAUUGAUAACUUUGCACUUUGUUUUGUAUUUCCGGACAAGGAGAACGGCAGCCUGGGGUACCGCAGUACCGCUUCAGGAAACGAGAUAAAGUGCUCUUCUAUGGAAGGAAGAUAAUGCGAAAGGUUUCUUUUAUUUUCCAUUCAUGACAGAAAUUCAUACACAUUGAACUUUAAGGUCUGAUUGAUUUAAAAACUCCUCUGCAAAAUAAAUUUGGUAAAUGGUUUUCAAUAAAUAAGGCUAAAGGUUGGGCAAUGCAGUUUCUAUUUUUCACACUUCAAACCCUAAUUCCAUUAGGAUGCUGUCUAUGAUGUUAAUGAAAUCAGUUUCUGCAUAUUAAUUAAACCUGCAUUCUAUUAAGAAAUAUGCAAAGAUGACAUAGCAAGCAUUGAAUGACAAUUUUUUAUAAAAGCAGUUUUGACCUGUCUUAAUGGAUACAGCAAUAUCUGUGUUUAUAGGUAGAGUAUUUUGAAUAUUGUCACCUAUUUAAAAUAAUGGCUUAAGUCACUUUUUGACAAAAAUAGCUUUUUUUCCCUCCUAAGUCAGUCCUUCAUGAUGCUGCCCAUCUCUGGUAGAAUUACCUAAAUCCUAAUUUGAACAGAUUGUUCAUAAAAAAUAUUCAUUUUUAGCAUUUAAUAUGUUGUCUUUGCGCAAUUUUUAAUUAAACAUGGAUGAUGUGGAUGUUUUGCAUACCAUCAAAUUCUAGUGUUUCAACAAUUAACAUAGCGUUCCACCUCUAAUAGAAUUGGGGUUAUAAAUAUAACUCCCCUCAACCCUGAGAGCAAUCUUUUCACCACUCCAUGACACCACCUCUUUUUUUUCGACCCUUUUCCAUGAUUAAUUUGCUCUGUGCCUUUGUAAACAUAUGAAACAUCUUGUUGAUUUUGCUGUUAAGAGAAAAAAAAAACACUAAAAUCUGUAAUGUUUAUUUUUCCAAGGUCCAGACACUGUCUUCGAUUCCUCCCCCGUCUUCUACCUCAGUAUCAAAGCAACCGCAACGCAUCCGCAAGAGAACCAAAGUUCUAAGCAUAGCUCGCAAGUAUGCUUCAGGAAUACAUUUUCUAUUUUCUGUGUGGAAGUGAAACUUUCAAACAACUCCUCAGACACACUCUGGCCUUGUAUUGACGAUUGACCGAGGAUGUCUUUUGUACUUUUUUCCACAGAAUCUUGAGGAUCCGUAAAGAUCCUCCCACACUGCAGCCAAAGGAACCUCCUCCCUCCCUGUUGGAAGCUGACCUGACAGAGUUUGAUGUGCAGAGUUCAAACUUACCCUCAGAGGUUCUCUACAUGCUGAAGAAUGUUAGGUAAAAAAAAGGCCUCUUCUUUCUUUCUUUGUUUUUUUUACAGAUUUGUCCCUUUUGUUUUUAAAAAAUGUUUAUGUCUCUUUGUAGAGUCUUGGGUCAUUUUGAGAAGCCCCUCUUUCUGGAGCUGUGCCGACACAUGGUAUUUAUCGAGCUGCAGGAGGGUGAAGGACUUUUCAGGCCAGGAGAUGAUGAUGAUAGCAUUUUCGUAGUCCAGGAUGGACAACUGGAGCUCUGCAUCCAGGAGAACGUAUGUGGAUAAAAACAUGUUUCACCAAAACAUAGCAACAUAGAAACAGAAGUCAAAUAUUAAUCAAGUUAUAUUCUUAAGUUAUAUGUGCUUGUUUUACUUCAUAUUAUCCUCUGUACUUCUACCUCUCUGGUGUCUGUUUCUGUGCUGUCAGUCACAGGAAAUGAAAAAAUACAGACAGUAGGGGGCAGUAGGGCACUAGAGUAGCCUUGUUUGUAAAAUAAAGGUGUUGUUCUGCUUGUAGCUGGUUGCUGUCAGUAAAUACAGAUCAUGAGUACAAAUCUUUACCUCUCCCCAUCAUAUCCCCACGUUGUCCAGUUUGAUCAGAAGCUAAAUCUGCAUGUUUUUCAAAGCAUCAUUUGGAGAAAUACAGAGUUGUUUGUAUAAUUGCAGUUUUCUUUUUUUUUUUCCUCAGGAUGGUACAGAGCCGGUUGUAAAAGAUGUGCACCCAGGAGACAGUGUCCACAGCCUGCUCAGUAUUCUGGACAUCAUCACUGUGAGCUCCCCCAUCUCCUUCAUCUGCACAUCAGACUUACUCCACUGCUCCUGUCCUUGUUUGCCUCCUGAUCUGUUUCUCACUUCACUGUCUCAAUUGUUCUCAUCUUAAGUGAUGUUUCUUGUGUGGAGCAGUUCUUUUUGUGCUGUCUGUUCAAUUCACUUUAUUUAUCUAUUACCUUGACAUUCCCGCAGACUCUUUCAUUGAGGUAAUUUGUGUAGCUGCAUACUCUGAUUUGUUCAUCCAUUCAGGUGAAAUAUCUUUGAUGAGAGCUGUAUGUUUAAGGGUCUUUUGAUGCAAUAGGAUAAGUCUUUAGUUCAGAACAGACUGUACUGUCCACAAACAUGACUUUGAAACUGAAAAUUCACAAUAAUCAAGCUUAAAAGCUCUGUGAAAUAAAUAUGUCAAAGCUGCAUUAUUGUUGGCAGUAAACCGAUACAGAUUGAGGUACAAAGAAAUCAUUUACUAAACAGUUGGAGCAUCAACAGUGUUUAUUUUAAUUGACUGUACAGACGGAAAAAUCUGUAUGACUAGUUGGUCUAAUGCUUCCAGAUUUAGGUACUGCUUUCUGAUUUUAUUGGUAGAAAUGCUUCAUAGUGAUUGAUUAUUUCAUGUGGAGAUGGUUGAAAAAGUCAAAGUUUAUUUUGUGGUUAAGUGACUGUCUACUCUGUCUUCGUCUUAGCUUAAUAACUGUUUUGCGUUUCCCAGGGUUACCCAGCUCCGUAUAAGACUGUUUCUGCACGGGCUGCAACUCGCUCCACCAUCUUACGUUUACCCGCAUCAGCUUUUGAGUCUGUGUUUAAGAAGUACCCAGAAACACUUGUUCGUGUUAUUCAGGUAACACAUUGUCUUAGAAGUGCUUCUUGACUGAAGCACAUCAGUGUCAUGUUAAAUGUAAUCAUUUCGAUCUAAUUUUGGUGUAACUACAUCUGCUGUAUAAUAUGUUCUGCUCUCUGAUUCUCCGUGUUGCAGAUAAUCAUGGUGCGCCUCCAAAGAGUCACCUUCUUGGCGUUACAUAACUAUCUGGGCCUCACAACUGAGCUCUUCAAUCCGGUAGGAGGGAAAUUAAUUAGUGCUCACACAUUUUAUGUGUAGACACACACCGUCCUGCUGAGAGGCUGGCUAUGAAUUUGUACAUAAACAAGCACAGACAGGCACACACACAAGGUCACACACAUGCAAGCUAAUUUCACACAACAUUAAGCGCGGUAUCAUAACUCGGUCCUUCACGAAGCUCACUCAGAUGAAUCAAAAUUAUUUCUAAUCCUCCACACAAUAACGGAGGACAGUCGGCUUGAACCCGGGUCUGCUUACAGCUGAAGUUUUUUCAUUUUUAGAGGAACAAUGCGGAUGGACCCGUCUUGUUCUUAUUUCUUUUAUUUUGAUUGUUAAGUAGGUUUUUCAGUUUUGUUGAUAUUACAGUGUUUCAAAAGUUAUUUUUUCCCUUGCCUCAGCUAACUGAAUGUUGCUUCUUUGUUUUGUUUUGUUUUGUUUCUUUUUCUUCCUUGAUUGACAGGAAAGUCAGGCGGUGCCCUUGACCAAUAUAAACAACAUGAUGGCCGAGGCAAAUUCCAUAAAGACCCCCCGUCGUUUGCACUUUCAGGACGAGUUACCUGCCGGCACCACAGAGAGCCCCACAGAUCCCGGUCAUUAUUCCACACAUACACUUUAUACGCAUAGGUAGUUUGCACUGUGUUGGGUUGAGACUGAUCCAAUGCUAACACUUCACUUUGCAAUAAACAGAUGGUGGAAAGGACAGCCCUUCAAACAGCCACAGGAAGCCGCGAUCUACAUCUAUGCCCACUGACUGCACAGGUAGGUGACAGCCUGGGACAUAAGCGAUCUCCAAAUGGCAUCUGUCUGUUUUAAUUUCCUGCACUGACUUAUCAUAGCUGCUGAUCUGGGAGCAAGGACACACACACCAAACUCAUCUUCCUCCUCUCUUGUCCUGAGCUUCAGGUAAUGACCUGAACAUGGCUUGUGAAAGAGCUCGAGUCACAAUAGAAGAGGCCCCACCCAGUCCUGUCAUCACUCCCAAAGUGAGUAGCCUGAUCCUUGUGUCUAUUUCCAUUGAAUUAGCUCUGUAGAACAUCAUUUCCCAGUGUGCAUUGCAGCUUCUGCCUCUGCUCGUCCUACACGUUCAGAUGAAUCCCUUCUCUGUGUCUGUCUUUGCAGUCCAGUCUGAAGAAGAGCGUGACAAUGCAGCACACACCCUCUGAAGUCUUUCACUACACAGACAGUGGGGGGCACUCUGAUGCCAUCUACCUCAAUAAAAGCAGUUCAAUUUUCCAGGCCGCCAAGAAAGACCUGCUGGGAAUCAUUCAGCUGCAGGUGAAAGGCUGACCACAGAAAACAAACGUCAACAGGGAUAUUUUCAAAGUGACAUGUUAAAUGGAUAACAUUUGGGAUAGAUCUGCUGAUACUUCAGAAACACAAUAAGAAGCUGUUUCAAUCGUUUUUGCGUGCAUAUGAAAAGUUGUUUUUGUUGUUUUUUUCUUCCCAAGGACCCCAGCCUACUCGAGGGCAGAGUGACCCUCCAUCAAGUGAAAGCUGGUUCUGUGGUGGCUCGACAGGGAGACCAGGUUGGGCCAACACCUUUUUACAUUUGUUAAAUUUGCAGACAAGACUCACCAGAAGAGUCUUCUUUUAGUGUCCUCUAUUAAUAAGUUGCAAAGGUUUAUAAUUACUUAAUUUCUUUUUUUUUUCUUUAUAUGUAAAUGGAAAUUUUCUAUUUAUUUUAUUUCUUUGCAAACAUGUUCGAAAUAAAUGAAUUCAUUCAGUGAGAAAACUGUCACUUCUGCACCCUCUAAUCUGUGAUUUACUACACUAUGCAGAAACUUAAUUUGUUUUUAAACCAUUGAAAUGUAAAUAUUUACCUACUGUCUUAACUCGCACUCUCAAAAGUUAUAUUUAUUUUAUCAUGCUACAUUGAAAUUCUCCUCCAUUGUCAGAGUCCCAAAGAAAAUCUCUUUAUUGUUUAUCCUGUUUUUGCAAUGUACAAACUAACCCUUUGACUUAUCCAGAUAAACAGAAGCUCAACAUUUAACAUUAAGUUUAAAAACCCAAGUUUUAAACUAAUGACAUUAUAAUACUUAAAAAUGUAUUUGUGAUCUUUCAGCACAUCUGUAUGUUUCAGUUCUCGCUGUAAUGUGUGUCUUCUUCUCUCGAUGCUUCAGGAGGUGAGCAUCCAGUUUGUCAUCUCUGGCCUCCUCCAUGUUUACCAGCGGAUGAUUGACCGUGAAGAAGACACCCGCCUGUUUGUGACACACCCAGGAGAGCUCGUCGGUCAGCUCGCUGUCCUGACGGGGGAGCCGCUCAUAUUUACUGUUCGAGCCCAGCGAGACUGCAGCUUCCUCUCCAUCUCCAAGACCCACUUCUACGAGUCAGUCACAUGAACACACGUGCAAACAUGUUGACAUGGGGAUAACGUGUACACAAAACAUCACAGAGAUCCCCUGUUUAAAGAUACAGCCACCUUUAAUGUCUGUUUGUAGCUGUAUAAGCUUAAUUUUAUCUUUAUGCCCAUAAUCAUAGCUUCUACCAACAUAACAUAACAUAAAAAAUCAAGAACUGCUGUCAAAUUAGACUAUCUAAAGCAUCAGAGUUAUUCUUCAUCUUAAACCUCAUGACUAGUGUAGAAGGAGCUUAAUUUAUCUUGAAUUAAACUCAUAAAAACUGGAUUCAAAAGCAGUUUAACUUCAUGUUUCUUGUAUAUUCCUCUUAAAUAGACAUGAGUCGGAUCAGUCAGUGAAGACUUAAAAGCUUUAAGCCUUAAAGCUCAACCCAAGACUGAUUAUUUGAUCUUGUAUUAUUUAUUGGAUCUUUUUUUAACCAGCAGGAAAAAUACAGAGAGUGUCUUGACCAAGAUAACAUUUGAGUUUUUAGUGUAUGUCUUAUACAUAGAUACAUAGCAACUCACCAAUCUUCAAGACAAUGCAAUGCUGGUGAUUCUCUUCUUACUUAAGCAUAAAACUUGGCAAAUUUGGUUAAACAAGGUUGUUCUAACUAUUUAUCCUUGGCUAUCUGACUAAACCAGCUGUUCCUGUCUUUUAGCUUUAUUAAUCAAAAGUGUUGUUAAUCCCCAAAACUUACCCAUUUUUAUCGUCAAGGCGAGGUCAGACACCGAAAUGCAAAAAUCAGCUUUUAAACCAGAUUUGACCAGUUCUGGAGUUUCUGUGCUUUGAAUUUUAAGUCAGCUGAGACCAGAGUUGUUGUGGGCUGCGAUUUAUGAAUAUUUGGAUAUUUGCUUGAUAAUUAAACUCAAAUAGUUGUUUGACUUAUACAUGACCUGAAAAAUGUAUAUUUCUUCAUUUGUUUUCUUUGGCUUCUAGUUGUAACCUAGUCUAACCCUGAUGCUGUGGCGGUGGGACAUCUGAAAACUUUAUGCAAACUGCCAAAAAAAAAAACUGAAAAGAAAAAAGGACAGAAAACACAAGUGCUGUCUGCCAGUGAAACAGGUGCAGGGCUGGAAGACUUAAAGUUGGAGAAUAUACAGAGACUUCUGCAGCCACCAAAGAGCUCUGUGUUGUACUUCUUUGGGAAAAUAAACUCAGAUGAGCUGAAGUGCAAACUUUGACCAGUAAAACUAGCACAGCACUCUGCACAGUCCUGGGUCUCCAUCUCUCCUUAUGUCUGCAUGUGGACUCUUGUGGGGACCGUUGAAGUAGUUCUUGCAGGACCCUCUGAUGAAUGAAUAGUAUUUUUGCUUGAAAUUCCCUUUUUUUAUGAAGAUGCUAAUAAACCAUCAAACAUUAUUGUUAGUAAGAGUAAUGAAAAUGGUCUGUUUGUUUUCCUCUGCCUGAUUUUCCAUCUGUUUUUUCAUCUCCUCCUCAGGAUAAUGCGAGUGGAGCCAAAGGUUGUGCUGAAUGUGGCUCACACAGUCGUGAGGAGAAUGUCGUCUUUCGUGAGACAGAUUGACUUUGCUCUUGACUGGAUGGCUGUGGAAGCUGGUAGAGCGGUCUACAGGUAUACUUAUUACCUUUUAUGUGUUGAAAAAAUGAUCCCCUGAAAUGACUGUAUUCCUGUCAACAAAUACAUUUGUUCCGCGGCCGCAGGCAUUUCUGCGUAUUUGCAGUGGAUUGAAGUUAUAUGUUUCUUUUCCAGGCAGGGAGAGAAAUCUGACAGUACUUUCAUAGUGCUGAGUGGUCGACUGCGAUCUGUCAUCCUGAAGGAGGAUGGUAAGAAGGAGCUGAUAGGAGAGUACGGACGUGGAGACCUGAUUGGAGUGGUAAGGGCUGUGAUGGUGAGGGGGGGAGACAGAUGGAGGAGAGUAGGCGAAAAACUAUGACUAACUACUAUGUUUGAGCCAUGUUGAGAUUUUUUCACUUUUAGAGUCCUCAUAAAUAUUAAUGAUGUUGUAUCGGGAUAAGUAGUUCUGAGCCAAACUUGCAGAAUGAAUAUGCAUGAGCAAGAGAGUUCAUUUCAUUCACAGCAGUUCAUUAUCACAUACAGAAGUAUUAAUCACAUCCAAGUAAGUAAGAACUGAUCAUGAAACACUUUCAGCUCUUCAUAUGCAGGACCAUAAGACUACUGUCACUGCCAACACAUAAAAACUCAACCAACUGCAUCCUGUGAAUAUUUACAAGGAGAAGUAACUUCAAUCUAGAUGCAGUUAAACGAUGAAACAGGAUUAGACUUAAAGGGAUAUCCCGCUGUAAAUUUAAGUUAGGGUCAAACACACCGUAACACCAAGAGAUGAAUGUUGCCAGCCGCUUGCUUCUCUAGUUACACCGACCUUAGUAAUGACCGCAGCAGUCUACAUCUCCAUGCGCAACCUUCAGGUAAUCGACUCGUUAGGGCUCGUGUGGAGACAUAGACCACUGUGUAUUGCUAUCGUGUGGUCGUUGGUAAAGUUGGUAUAACUAGAGAAGCAAGCGGUCGGCAACAUUCAUCUCUUGAGGGGGUGUCUAACUCAGUGUUACAGUGUUUUUGACCCUAACUUAAAUUUAUACCGGAAUAUCCCUUUAAUCAUCACUGCUCUUUAGGUAGAAUCAGUUCAUGUAGUCUGCAAAGUAAACCCAGAAUAAACAUUUUGCAGUUUUUCUCAUCUGUUUUUUUUUUUUAUAUAUAUGUAUAAAUUGGAAGAAUUGUAUUUAUCACCUGCUAACAUAUUCAGCACUUAUUUACCAAGAAUACAAAACUCAUGAACAGUUUCCCAAAGUUGACAGGCCUGUCUAAAAAUGGAAAAACAUCACCAACACUGUUUGUAAUCCAAUUUCACUAAACAGCGAAGAGCUAAUUCACUUUGUAACAUUUAACCCACCUCCCUGCUGGCCAAUCCAGCUCAUCUUUGCCCAGAUGCUUCUAAUAAUACCUGGCUUGAUGGAUGCUAUGGUUACUGUUACCUGCAGGAGGGAAGCAGUCUAGCAGCUUCUGUGAUGGAGAGAAUGAGAUUGUAAUUGUUGAAGUUCAGAGUCAAAUUUAGCACAGAUGUGUUGACGUCACUUCAGGAUCUUGAGAUAAAGAGAUCUUAUUUAUAGUUCCUCUCACCUAUGGCUCAUAUUGACUCUGAGGAAUACAGCCCUCUUAAGCAGAUUAUAUGCAGGUCCACGACACCUUUCUUUUCAAAGUGUCUUUAUCUUUCAGUGAGAAUUAAUUCAGUGAUGCAUUACAUUUUAUGAUGUGGGAGGAAGGCAGAUGUAUGCUGGUCACCACACUUAGUAGGUCUCAUGUGUUUUACAUGAGAUCAAACUGUUGUAAAACUUCGGUCAGCAGCCAAGGCUUUAAUUUGUUUCUAUGCAUGAACCCCCCCUCCUUAGUUUUGGACAGGUGUUAAAAGGAAGCAGGCUUUUACUUAAUUAAAAAAAAAAAGCUUUAGGUCUGCGACAUAACAUUUAUGUCGCCAUUUUGGCUUCUAUUCUCAUCUUUAAAUCCAGUACAAGCAAUAAAGAUUCACUGGAGCACACAUUUCUUCAGCCGUCUUCCUGAUCAGCUUGUGGCAGACUGUAACACCGAUCAAUGAGGGGUGAUCGCUCACCCUUCUCCACCCACCACUCUGCAGUUAGCUCUGUUCCUGCCUCCUCAGACAGAAGCUGAAGUUUAGUUUUAUGUUUCCUGUCAUUCGUUUAAUACUUUAAUACCUGAAAAGUGUCUUCCUGAUACUUUUAUUGGACGAACUUGACACCCUGACAGCACUCAGGUUCCCAGUUUUCUCUGUGCUGCUAUGGUGAUCAGUAAAUGUGACAUGUUGCAUUUCAGAGAAAGUAUAAGAAACAACUGAUGAAUAAAGCCUUCUACCUGAGACCUGGCUGUAUUGCAGGGUAUCCACCGAGUCUUAAAAAGGCUUAAAACAUCUAAAAUCCAAUAAUUUAAAUUAAAGGUCUUAAAAUGUCUUAAAUUCUCUUAAAAUCUUAUAAAAUGUCUUGAAAGGUCUUAAAAAUAUAUUAACUGAACUUAGGAAAAAAUAACGUGCCAUACGAAGAAAGAUUGACUCAAAGGAAAGUUCAUUGUUCUGCUUUCCUUCCAUGUCUUUUGUACUUUUUUUCCAGUUUGGAUGUAGAAUGGGUCUUAAAUUGUUUUCAUUAUGGUCUUUAAAAAGUCUUAAAAAGUCCUGAAUUUGACUUGUUGAAACCUGCAGAGACCCUGUACUGGUUAAAACACGCAGCAACACCAUACUAAGAAAGAUGUCCGGAAAUGUAAGAACUAGUUUGAUGAAUUUCCUUUAGCCGCUGUGAAGCUCUUUCUUUGCUUUAUGAUUUUCUCCUCCUUAUCUUACUGGGUCAUAAUCUGUUUAAAGCAGGAGUGACUACCCUUGAACCAUUAUACAGACAGUUUUCUUUUUGUUGCAGAUAUGUGCCAGUGGUAUAGAUUAGUCAGGCACCACCACAACGUUAAUCACUCUGCAGGAACAAUGCUCAGGGGACCAGAGAUGACUGUUCAGAUCAGUUUAAGAGAACUGCUCUUCCUCAUUUCUGCAUUUUAAGUUAACCGAAUUCUGACCAGUAUCAGAAACUGCACAAGCUCCAGAGCUUUAAAACAAAACUGAAAUCAUGACGGUGGGCAAACCAGUCCUGUGGACACUAAAUUAACCAUUGCAUUAAACUACAUCAUGUGUCUGUGAUUUCUUUGCAGGUGGAGGCCCUGACCCAUCAGAACAGAGCUACUACAGUGCAUGCUGUACGAGACUCAGAGCUGGCAAAGUUACCAGAGGGAGCUCUCAGCUCUAUCAAGAGGAAGUUCCCACAGGUAUCCUCAACUAACUGUGAUUUUUCUGUGUAUUGGGCGUAAAGGUCAACUAUAAAAAUAAAAUAAGCCUUGGAGUAAUCUCUUGAUUGCCUGUUCUCAGGUUGUUACCAGGUUGAUCCACUUGUUAGGACAGAAGAUCCUCCAGCAGGUUAAUGGUCCUCUGACAGGUAUGUGAAUCUACAUAAGCAUAUGCUGUUACCCACUGGAGCACAGGGUUAUUCAACUAGUGUGGGUGUUGAUGCCAGUUUACUGUUAAGUGAAAGGUUUAUUAAUAUUUAUAUGUUCCCCAGCUCGCAGCUUGGCUCUCCACACCCCAGGCAGCAAGUGGGAUGCAGGGAACCAAGCCUCCAACCUCUCCACUGUAGCAGUCCUGCCUGUCUCUGAAGAGGUUCCUCUCACCGCCUUCACCCUUGAGCUGCAGCAUGCACUCAUCGCAAUAGGUAUGAUAAAAAAAGAUACUGCUGCAAGAGGCCAAGUGUGUCCUCUGGCAACCAUCCUGGAAAAAAAAAAGAUAUAUAUCUGCAUAAUGUUUGCACAGACAUAGACACAAAUUAAGUGUUAUACAUUUUCUUAUCCUGUUGUCCCUGUUGGUUACUAGUCUGAUUCAUCUUUUGCUAUGCUUGAGCCACAUACUGUUUAUUGACAUUAAACAAAACCUACACCCUUUGGCCCCGCCCCCUUUUUAGAGAGUCUGUGACAAAAAGUGGCCUUUAUAAUUGAGCAGUUAAACCGUUACUAAGGACAUGAGGUGUCAUGUCACCUGUGCUGUCAUAUUUACACGAGUCAUACAUGUGGGGGAGCCCUAACGAGUCGAUCAGUGCAGCAGAUCAUUUCCAUGAAGUAAUAAUCGUCAUAAUAAUAAUUUUGCACUGCAGACGCCGUAGUUCUUCUGCCUUAGCGUCUCCAUGAAGUAAUAAUCAUAAAUGUUCUUCCUUGAGCUACAAAACUCCGCUGCAUUUGGUGAUCGACUCGUCAGGGCUUCCCCACAAACAAGCAGCUGCUGGAAGAGAGUGGGUGAGUUGUGUUUGGUCACUUUGCUAAAGAAAUCAGGCAAAGCUAAAAAGAUGUUUGGUGGCUAGUUCUAUGGCUGGGACCCUAUAUGUACUGUUGAUGAAGUUCGCUGCUGUUCUGAGCAUUAUUUGUGGCUAUAGAGUGGCGUUUUGGUUGAGGUUUGCGCAUGGAGACGUAGACUGCUGUGUAUUACUAUCGUGCUGUCGUUACUAAAGUUGGUAAAACUAGAGAAGCAAGCAGUCGGCAACAUUCACCUCCGGACAGGGUGUCUAACUCGGUGUUACGGUGUGUUUGACCCUAAUUUAAAUUUACACCGGAAUAUCCCUUUAAAGGUUGAAAUUAUUUUUGUUGUUUUUCUUACCAUCCUAUGUUUACAUUUGAGCCCCUCCAUUUCGAGGGCUUUUUGGAGGACUUUAUGAUCUUUUCUAGGCAAAGUGUGAUCACACUUAGCUCCACACAAGCACACAGACAGAAAGGUCAAUGGGGAAGGUUUGGUGGGAGAAUCAGGAUCAAGUCAUUAAUGUACUCUUUCACAAACAGGUCCCACCCUGCUACUGACCAGUGACAUCAUCAAACAGCGACUUGGAGCUGCAGCACUGGACAGGUAAAUGUAGCAGCAGACUGAGAAUUUAUAGGACUAUGACCCCUCCAUUCUCCCUGAGAGCCACUUGCUGCUGGUUGGUUUAUUUCUCUGUUCUUCUUUCGAUCUCUCUUACUCACUUAUUAUAUUCAGUUCAAGUACGCUGUCUUGGCACAGCAGGGAAAAUGGAUCCUCAGUGUGCUGCCAGCAAGGCAAUACAUCCUGUUACUAAUAGACUCCUCUUUCUCUUCAGUGUGCAUGAGUACCGUCUGUCCAGCUGGCUGGGCCAACAGGAAGACAUCCAUCGCAUUGUUCUUUACCAGACUGACUAUACUCUGACCCCGUGGACACAGCGCUGCAUCCGCCAGGCUGAUUGCAUCAUCAUAGUAGGACUUGGAGAGCAGGAUCCUGCUGUUGGGGAGGUGAGGAUUAAGGUUGGGGAGAAUCAGAGGCAAAGGUAGCCAGGAAUCCAGUUUUUGUUUGAUAAGUUGGUGUCCUUUAUCUUGUUGUUUUUAUGCUCAAGAAAAACACCCAGCAUUGGUAAAAAAUGAAAUAAACACUUAGAUCAGUAUGAUGAGAGUGAACCAUCAUGUAAGAUUAUUUUAUAGUUUGACCCAUGUUUCUCCUAUGAGGGGGAGGGCUUUAUUGCAGCAUGUUAGCAAAGAACAUAAAACUGCAAACUCUUUAUUAUUUUAAGUCCUUUACCUUCCGGCUCGCAAACUGAAAUUCAAACUUUGCUUUUUAAUUUUGAUUUUAUUGUCUAAGCUCUGCUCUGAGGGUAAUAUCUCAUCUGGGUAUACAGCUGGUAAUUACUUUACUAUUUUUACUUUACUGAUGAAAAACUGUGGUAAUGCAUGUAGCAGGUAACACACAGUGACAUUCAAGAGCUUGUUUGACUCAAACAGCUGCUUGUUAUAGAAAUCCCAAGAAAGACCAAAACCAACAAUUCAUUUGGGUUUCCUCUAAGCAGCUGCGUCUCUGGCUCUCAGCCCACUGAUCUCCUUUGAGGAGUUUAAUCCUUAACACACAUUUUUCUCUAAAGACCUUGUACACCUAUAGUUCCCCUAUAAUGGCAUUUCCAUUACCGCUCAGACCGCCUCUCAGGACCAGAUGAGAAACUGAUCACCCUCACCUCUCUGUUGCUUGUAUUGUAUCUAUUAGGAGGAUAAAUUAGUUAUUCCUAUUUUGUACGAAGCUUGGCGACAUCAUGCCUCCAUGACCCAGCAUCUAAUGUUAUUUCUCUGGUUAAAACAGAGUCACGCUGUAGUGUAGAGCCAGUGUAAACAGAUUUACUUGUUUGUUUUUUAGUGGUGGAAUUUUUGAGCCACUGAGUAUUGACUGCAGCGGGGUGCUGUAUGCUGGAUGGACUCAAUAUAAACUACAGAUUCCAUGUUUAUUGGAAAGAAGGAACAUGUCACCUGCAGCGACAGUGUGAUUUAUUGAUUUGUUGUAUGUUCACAGAGGGAAGAAAGCUAUCACCCUAUGAGACUGGGUCAGAUCAACCCUUGCAGAUUUUACUCUCCGGAGAAAUGAUCACAUUAGUUAUUGUUAAUUAUAUAUAUAUAUCUAUACCUCUAUGUCUCAGCUAUUAAGUUGUGAUCUUGGACUGAUUUAAUUUGAGGUCAGUGCUGAUCAUUAUUUUCUUAAAUCAGCUUUUUUUCAAAGGGUUAGACGGAGUCAGCGGUCACAGGCUGUGAAAAGCUUGUGUUUGACCCCUGAGUGUAUCGGAGAACUCAGGAAAGGGUGAAUGGAUGUGUGAAAGGGCUGAGGGGGAAAAAAUAAAGGUGCAUGUCCAGCUGAUGAAGGAAAGGUAAUUGCCUUCAAAGGGAAAAAAAAUGGGCGUAGAGAAAAGUAAGGAAUGUACCCUCGUUUAACAGGAGAUGGUGGGAGAAAUGGAUCAAUAUUUGCUCAAGCCCAGAAUGAGUCAUAGCUCUGAGUUGAUUUUAUCUUUCAGGUGCACCCUUUCACCUUGUACACACUAAACCUUUUACAGAGGGCCUGUUGACUGGGUGGCACAUCUGACCUUCCUCUCAGACUAUUUAGCCCCUCUCUUUUUUCUCUUAAACUACUUGCUCUACCUUGCACUUGAAAAUGUGAAUGAAAUAAUUGAACGUGUAAUUAAUCUUUUUUAUUACCUUGCUAUUUUGCUGAGCCCAUUAUCUUCAAUUCUCAAAGUUUGGUGGUGAACCUUAUUCGUGGAGCGCGCCUCACAACAUGAGGAAGCAGCAUCUGCCUCACAACCAAUCAGGUCGGGGGAGGCGGAGAACGGCUUUGUUUCCAGUCAGAAUGAGCGGGCUGCUAAAAAAUGUUAAAAUGUUGACUACACAGGCAUAAGAGAACACACCUAUAUUGUUAUAUUCCCAAAUGUCAUCAAUGACUAAUAUCUAUUGAUUGAUAUUAAAAGCUUUUUUGUUUAUACACCACAAAAAAAAGAUGCUUCUUUAACAGAAUCCUGUCUUCCCCACCUUUUAAUGAGACGACAAAUAAUUGCACUCACAUCCCUUCACAAGUUGUGUUACCAUGCUCACACAAACCCAGAGCAGUCAAAAGUUUGCAGCAUUUUCUGGGCUACCGCUCAAAAUUCUGUCCAAGUAGCGCACCACGGUCGAUCUGAUAAAAGUGAGGAGUGUCAAAUUCUCUGAAACAUCUGUGCUCCAUGUCUUUCCUGUAGCUGGAGCGUAUGUUAGAGGCAAGUGCAGUGCGGGCCCAGAAGCAGCUGGUGUUGUUGCACAGAGAAGACGCCCCCCCACCCAAAGGAACCGUAGACUGGCUCAACAUGAGAAGCUGGAUCUCCAGACACCUCCAUCUCUCUUGUCCCCGUAGGGUCUUCUCUAAGAGAAGCCUUCCCAAACUGGUGAGAGUAAAAGACAUGGUCUUUAGUUUUUGUUUCUUCCUUAUUUCUCAUCUGGAGGUUUAAAUGUCUCUUUUUUUCCCCCUAAAUUGUUACCAACCUGAAAAUGUUAAAAUCAACUUUUAAAUUUGUCUUUUUAAGUCAACAUCAGCGUGUCUGUCCUCCCUCUGGUUAUCUCACACCUCUCUUCUCCCAUUAGAGUAAUCUUCUGAUAUUUUUCAGCUUGAGCUGUAUCAACGUGUGUUUGAGAAGCCAGCAGACAGACACUCAGACUUCUCCCGCCUGGCUCGAGUCCUUACAGGAAAUGCCAUUGCCCUUAUCCUGGGGGGAGGAGGAGCCAGGUAAGUGUCUAUAUCUAGGGUUUAUUUGUUUUUUUUUUUUUGGUUGAGUAGUUCAACACCUCUCUGCAGUUCUAUAUUCAUUCUCCACACCUCCUCUCAGGGGCUGUUCCCAGGUGGGGAUUAUGCGAGCUCUGUGCGAGGCUGGCAUCCCAGUGGACCUCAUUGGUGGCACCUCCAUCGGUUCCCUAAUGGGGGCGCUUUACGCUGAGGACCGUAGCCACAGCCGCAUGAGGAUGAGAGCUCGAGAAUGGGCGAUGGUGAGAGUGGGAGACACACCGGUCAUAUUGUUAAACAAGAUAUAAGACUGACUGAUAUAUUGAUCUGCUUAUGAACCACAAGAAAUUAAGACCAAGUCCCACAUCUAAUGAUAAUGUUUUUUUUUUAUGUGAGCAUUUUUUUUAUAUAUUAGAUAGGGGACUUGAAAAAGCUGCCUCGAAACGCAUGUAUAUGGAGAAAGAUAAGAAUCAGUGUUCUGUAUCUUGAUUUAAAACAGCGACACUCUGCAGAGUAAGGCCAAUUGGCCAGCAGGAGAAUUCCCUCCUUCUGUUUUUAUACCUUUGUUGAAUCUUCUGUAGCUUUUUGAUGUAUUUUUGACCUUUAUCAAACAUAUGCAGCAUGUAAAGUAACGUCCUCUGACUGUUAAAAUAACGCUUUAAGUUCAUCUGCAUGCCUUCCUUUCCCCACUGUGACUCUCGCAAAGAGGAUUUUUCUUCAGAUUCUGUCUGUCUGCUUGUGGGUCCGUCCUUGUGAAGGUGAUUCUUUCAAAUAGCACGUUUUUGAAAUCCUAAUGCACCUCGGCCCCGGAUUCUUCCUUUGAUACAAUUAAACCCACUGUGCUGAUAAACCAUCAAAAGUUAGGGGUUGAUGUCGCACAUGUAGCUCUUGAUGAUUUUCUCUUUAACUCCAUGAGCAGAAAUAUUAGCAGUUGAAAUAUCACAUUAAUACUUAUGUUUUUGAUUCUGAAGUUAUCCAUGACGGCUAAUUUGAGACACCUGCUCAGUGUCCCGACGUGCUGGCUGAGCAUGUGGCACCAUUUGUCUUCCUGCAGGAUUUCCAGCCUUUCCUCGUCUGGCUCUGUCCUUGGUCCUGAAAGUUUGAUUUAGAAGCAGCUGGCUGGGUUGCUGCUCCUCCGUGUUGGAUUAAAACAACAGCAGUUGCAAUGAAAAUUUUGUCUUUUGCAAAUCAGGCAGACUGUCCAAAUGUAAGCGCUUUUGUAUGUGAGAGUGAUUCUUCAAAUUAGCGAGUAAAGCUUGUGUACACACCAGGAGGGAAGAAAAACAAGCUCAAAGAACCUUCAUGCACUGCACUUGCAAAUUGGAUUAAUCCGAAUCUUUCACCCCAGAUGUACUCUGGGUUAGUUUAACAGAAUGAAUCUUCUUUGUUAUAGAGAGAGAAGAAACAUUCUGACCUCUUUGCCUUCUUACUCUCCCUCCUGUAGGAAAUGACAUCCGUGUUCAAGAAGGUUCUGGAUUUGACAUACCCGGUCACCUCCAUGUUUUCAGGCGCUUCUUUCAAUUCCAGCAUCAGCAACGUCUUCAAGAGCAAACAGAUUGAGGUGAGUGAGAGUGACACGAGGAAAGAGAGCGUGGAAAAUAAACCUUCAUCAGGUAAACAUCCAGAAAUGAUGCAGAGCCCAUUAUGUUGAUCUGUUUUGAUGUAACCUUUUUGUGCAUGCAGGACCUCUGGAUCCCUUAUUUCAAUAUUACAACUGACAUCACCGCCUCGGCCAUGAGGGUACACACUGAUGGUAGGAACAGUUUUCUGAAAUGAGUCUGUUUUUCUGUGCUCUUGGAAUCAGUUCACACCAAUGACAAAGAUUUUAUGUCACCUCUGUCCUCAUGGGUGACAGACUUUAAGUAGGAUUUCCGAGGGGUUUGAUUUCCUGUCACUCGUUUUAUUUUCACACCAAUAUCUGGAUGUUUUUUUUCUUCUUCUUCUUGAGAUCGCUCUUAAGAGAAGUCUGAGAUGGAUUCCUGAAUCUGUUUUUGAACCACAACAGUAGAUAAACCUUUACUGUCCUUUUGUAAGGAAAUUAGAGUCUGCUGUUUGUACUGAGUGUACAUACAUAGAAAAUGAUGAAAACAAAGCGUCCAUUUCAUCUGUACCUGAAAUUAUUCAAUACAAUUCCCACAAACACACCACUCAUUUCAGGGCCAAGAUUCACUUUGUAUAUGACAGGACUAGGGAUGCACCGAUCUGAUAUUUGGAUCGAAUAUUGGCUCUGAUAUUGACAAAUGAACUGACGCCAUGGCGCCAAUCUAGCUUUCUAAUCCAGUCUUUCUAUUCUUUUAAUUAAUAUCACACACAGCGACACAGCGAUUCUGUUCACUCUAUAUUCUAUGUCUGUCUAUCCUUUUGCACCAAAUGUUUACAAGGAAGUCUUACUUCUUUUUGCUGUUUGCUACGUAAAUUUAUAUCUGUGUUAAUUUGCCUGAUGCCUUCACUCACAGGGCAAGAUAUACAGUUCAUUUAUUCAACAGCAGUAUUGGAUCGGUAUCGGAUAUUGGCUGAUACGCUCAGCCCAGGUAUUGGUAUCAGAUUGGAUCGGAAAAAAAUGGAUCGGUGCAUCUCUAGACAGGACCACCUUCAACGGUCUUCUUUAGUUUGGUUGGUGUCGCUCUCACUCAGCUCUUUGUGCCGCUGUGUUCUUUGAUUUUUGUUAGAUUCAAGGUUAAUUGUCUUUGUUCGGAGAGGACAGGGGAGAGAGCAGGCAGUGACGUGGCAAAAGAGCCCCAGGCUGGAAGUGAACCAGGGCUGACCCCUGAGGUGUGACCUUUGCACAUGGGGUGCCACAUAGACUGCUAAGCCAGUAGUGCCCUGUAUCCCUGUGUUUUAUUUCCCCUAGAUAACAUCUGUUUUACCACCUCUAAUGUUCUUUUCUCUGCUGGUAACUGGUUAGCCAUCCAUCACUUAUAAACUAUGGACGCUUUAGCAAACAUGAAAAUUCUCUGUCUGCUGUUCAAGGCUCUCUGUGGCGUUACGUUCGUGCCAGCAUGUCUCUGUCUGGAUACCUGCCUCCUCUCUGCGACCCCAAAGAUGGACACCUGCUGAUGGAUGGAGGCUACAUCAACAACCUGCCAGGUUUCUUACACUCUGGCCUCUGAAUUCUCUCUCCUCUUGAUUGUGUCAUUUUCGCCCCCUUCUGUAGCAUUAUUGCUCUAAGUUAUCGUCUCCUCCUGUCCCACCUUCUCUCUGUUACUGCUUCACCUCACAGCUGAUGUGGCUCGCUCCAUGGGGGCUAAAGUGGUGAUAGCUAUCGAUGUGGGCAGCCGGGAUGAAACCAACCUCACUAAUUAUGGCGACUCGCUCUCUGGCUGGUGGCUGCUAUGGAAACGCCUCAACCCCCUGGCUGAGAAAGUAAAGGUAAUGGAUUGAUUAAAAUUGAAGGCACAACAGUGGAUGUGCUGGGAUGUGUAAAAGUAAAUAAGUCCUAUGAAUAAGAAUGAGGAUAUUUCUGGAGGCGUGUAUUUAAAGAGAUGCAUAUGUUCAUUUUGGUCCUUUCUUGUUUCACACGUGAUCCGAGGUGUUGAACAUGGCAGAGAUUCAGACUCGGCUGGCUUACGUGUGCUGUGUUAGGCAGCUGGAGUCAGUGAAGAGCAGCGACUACUGCGAGUACAUCAGACCUCCUAUCGACAGAUACAGGACUCUGGAGUUUGGAAAGUUUGAUGAGAUUGCUGUAAGUAUGAGAGAGUUCUGCCUCUCUGUAUCUCAACUCUUGAACUCACUCUGACAUCACAAAUGGUGAUUUAUGUAAAAAAAAAAUGACAAUAACUCCCAGAAUUGGCUCAGAGUAGGGCUGCACGAUUAAUCGAUUUUAAAUGGUAAUUGGAUUAUUUGAUUAUGAGGAUGUAAAAAAAAUUAAAAUCACUAAAUUGAUUUUCCUCUCUAUCAUGUCUCGUGCCUCCAGGCCACUGUAGGCUCCCCCGUCCUGUGACAGCGCUCCCCAGUUCCCACACACACUAGUGUAAACAAACAUGGGGUUUGCAAAAGAAGGUGUCAGUUUCAUUGCUAAAAGGGGCGAGAGAAAGUCAAUCGAGUGAAAUCGGUACGACUUCACAUAUUCAGACAAAGAGCAAACCACUCCCCGCUGCAAAGUCUGUCUGAAGGCGGUAUCAAUCCGUUCACAUGUCCCCGUCCUAAAACGAAUUCAGGAGUAAACACAAAAGUCUUUUGUUGUACCAGCGUUUCAUCCACACGAAACAGCGUUUAACUCUAAACGGUACUUUUUGAAAACUGGUAUGACAGUGCGUAUAUCUGCAAACGACGACCAUUUCAUCUUUUCUUCUGUCUUUGUGCAUUUCCUUUGCACCGUUACAGCGCCACUUACUGGCUUGGUAUAUACACUACAUUGUUUUCAGUGGUUUUGUUUUAAGAGAUGAUAGAAUUUUUGCUAUUAUUUUUUUAAGUGAAGAGUCUUUCUGGCAAGUGAAAAUCGAGUUUUCAGAGAAAUAAAUCAGGAUUUUAUUUUUGGCCAAGAUUGUGCAGCCCUAGCUCAGAGUUCAAUUUUCUUGUGUAUCCUUUAUUUGAAAUAUUUUAUAAGGGCAUUUGUGUUUGUGCAACACAGGAGGUGGGAUACCAGCAUGGGAAAACAGUGUUUGAUGUGUGGAUUCGUAGUGGAGUCGUGGAGAAAAUGAUGAUAGACAGACACCAGGAGGAGUUCCAUAACACCCAAAGCAAGAACAAUGUAAGUAUGGAGGGUAGAAAGGACAUGAAGUAACACUGUGGAGCUUAAGUCAAUGUCACAAGACACAGUUGAGUUUUAAUGUAACUUAAUGUUGAUAAAUAAGCUCACAGACACAUUAUCUCAAUAAGUGUUUGGCAUUUUUGCAAAUUAAGUGUUACUCGAACAAAAUACAUGAUUUAAAUAAAUCCUUUCUCAAGAUGAGUGAAAAGCAUGCUGAUAAAAAUUGUAGUGAAUCACAACACAUCCUGUCGGCAGCAGAUGUAAGAUCCUAACUAAUAAUGUGACUCAUAGUAACAAAGUUCUAAACAUCGUCAGCUACUCUUUGCAGUCAAUUAUGGGAAGAUUGUGCAAACAUAUGAAGUCAUUAGCAAUUCAGAUUACUGACAACACACAUAAUUUGUUGUUGGGAUCAGCCUGAGGUUAAAAAUCUGUUUUUUUUUUUUCAACAAAUGAAGAGAGGAGAUUAAGUCCAAGCUACUCAAGAUAUCCAGAAACACGCCCUCUAGAGGUUCUGACAGAUUCUCCUCUCAUUUGUAUUCCUUGUUUGUCUGGUAGACCACAUCUGUGUUUUGUUAUGUUGUUUUUUAUUCACCCUCAUUCUUAUUGCUUUGUCAGUGUAACCUUAUAAUUGAGGCCUAGCUUGUAAAGUUGAACUGUUUAACUAUUCAUCAGACUGUGUUUAGAGUACAGAGAGACGUAUUUAUUCUAGACCAAAUUUGUCUCUAACGAUGUUCAGAAAGACUCAACAAGAGAAGAGAGAAAGAUCAAGACAGGUUAGAGGUUUAGCCUCUGAAUAAGGAGCAUCAUAAGAGGAGUGGAGGGGAAACUAGCAUGGUUGGUGUUGUGAAGAAACUUUGAUUUGAUCUUGCUUAUAUGGAUGUACUUCUAAAUUAAACCUACUGCAGUAGUCGCCACAUGCUGGCUGGUCACUGAGUUUUCUUCAUCUGCGUCUACUUCCUCUUUAUCUACCUUCUGUUUAUGGCAGGUGGCAACCAAAGUAAAGAGCCAUUACCGCCCCCUGCUAUGAACCAAUUAGUUGCACCGUAUACGGGUGCUUAUUUCCAGCACAUUAUCAACGUUUCAUUUUAUUUUUUAUAAGACCAUCAUUGCCAGUUCUAAAUAUAUAUAUAUAUAUAUAUAUAUAUAUAUAUAUAUAUAUAUAUACACAUAAACAGCUCCAGUUUUUAGGAUAGAGUCAAAGCAACAAACAAACAAAUACACAAGAACAAAUCUGGAGUGAAAGAACAAUGGCGCUACAGUCUUCGUUUUAGGAUCAGCGCAAUAAAAAGGUCCAAUUUCCUUUUUUUAUUUUUUACGGAAACCAUCCCACAUGGGCAGCUAAUGAGUUUUCUUUCUAUUUCAGUCUCCUCUGUUGGGUACAACUCCUAGGAGAAAAAAUACUUCUCCCCGUGUGACAUGAACUAAAUACAGUAGAGUGCUGAGUGGGACUGAACAAAAGGACGGAACUGGGAACUAAAAUUUGAAAGCGGAAGUGUUUAUAAAAGUCGUUUUGAUUUAGAUCAUGGAUAAGUGGAAAAAUAAUCUCUAGACUUUAAUCAUAUCAACGUCUUAGUUGUCACCAGGCGUAUGACGGCAGGCAAAGUGUUGACACCAGCAGCUGUCGUAGUUAAAUCACAAAUUAGUUAUCCAACACUCAGGAAGUGAAAAUGGCUCCGGCUCCUGUCUAUCCUUCUUCUCUUGAUAAACAGAAAUAUGUUGGUGUAUGAUGUGUUUCAGGUGGUGACGUGUCCCAAUGCUUCCUUCACUGACCUGGCAGAGAUUGUGUCCCGCAUUGAGCCCGUCAAACCAGCUGUGGUGGAUGGUAAAAUAACCAACACACUGACUCAACCACACUCAUUACAAUGUAGAAACUGUGUGUCAGAGAAAAGGGGGGCUUUUUCUCCUCUGAAUUAUCAUUUGUGUUUCCAGCGCUUGCUCUGUUAUGUUUUCUUCCUGCAGUAAAACUGUUUCAUAUGGAGGAAAAACAGACUCUGAAUUUGAAUCUUAGAAUUUACACGAGGAUCCAGCAGGUUUUGGCAUGCUGAUAGAAACAACUUUGAGAGAAAGCAGGGUCUGUGCAAAUGUCGGAUCUUUUAUCCAAAACAAAAUUUAACAUUUCUGAAAUCCACGUGAGAGGUGCAAUUUGGUUUCCUCGGGAUAUCUUCCUUCCUCUUCUUCUAUUUAUAACCUCUUUGUCAUCCAUCGCUCACCAAACUGCCCAGUUUGCCUUCUCACAGUGGUGCACAUUCUUGCUUUUCUGACUCACGCACCUGCACACCCACUUUGUUUUGUCACCUCUUCGACACACCACAUAUUCCAACUUAUUCACCCACAAUGUGCUUCUCUGCUUCCUGUCCUCCACCCCUUCCCUCCAUCAGACGAGUCAGACUACCACACUGACUAUGAGGAGGAGGCACUGGAGAGCGCUCUGUCUGACAUGGAGCAAUACAAUCAAUGCCAGGAAGAGCACACAGAAGGGGAGGAGACCGCUGACACGGUGCGAAACACUGGUGAUAAUGCUGGGCGCUGAAGGGUUCCAUCUGUUAAGUACAGCACUUAAAUGUUACUCUGGAGAAAGACAAAAGUGUGCCGUUGGCCAUUGUUCAGAAUUGAUUAGAGUUCACUCUGGAGAGUGGCCAAUGCGCUGCAAGGGCAUCUAAUUAAACAAUAUGUUCAAGUUAAGAGAGCUCAGGCUGAAGGAUGGUGAAGGUAUGUAUCUAUAGACUGUAUGAGAUAAUGAUACAACAAGACAAUACAAGAACAUCUAUGCAGAUGUUGGUGUCCCGGAAAUAAAGCCAAAUUAUUUGGAUCUCCUUAUAGACUGACUUAAGCGAAGGUUAUAAAGUCUGCUUCAUCUAUUUGAACAGAUGGGACACAGGUUACUUUCGCAAAUCUAAAUUAUUUCACAAACUUAGCCUCUGUCUUUAUUAUAUUACCAACAUAGACUGUAUGUAGAAUGGACGCUGCCUGCCUCCUUGCUGGGUGAAGCCACCACGAAAACAGCUCCCUCUGGUGACGGGCUGCAGUAUAGGUCAUAAAUCCCACCUCCUUAUGGAGCUGUGGACAAGCUUUAGAAAUUAAUUACACAGAAUAAAAAAAUUUUCCCACCUACUUGUGAUAUUGACAUGUAAUUACUGUAAGACUGGUUUGUUCUCAAGUCCUCUUUUUUCUGUACAGCUCCAUUUUUAAAAGUUAUUAGGGGGUUCAUGUUGUCUAUGAUUGACACUUGAUACAGCCUAUGGGCGUAAGAAGAUUGCGUAACUCACUUGGGGAAUACACUGUUUGAGCCGAGCGUUAUCACAGCGACUCUCCUGCUGAAUGCUACUGCGCAAGUGGUGGCUCCAGGAAGUGGAGAAAAUCCCAGAAAUACCGAGAGCAACUCGGCUUCAAGUUUGUAUAAUGACGGAAGGCGGAGCCAAGUUGUCCAUACUGUAUAUACAGUCUAUGAUUAACUUUUGUACAUUAUUCAAUUUUCUGAGAAAAUUAGUUUGGCUGCAUAAUCGACAACUGCUGAGUGUGUCAGGUUAGCAGAAUAGAUGAUAAACUGGACGAACCAUCGAAGCUGAUCCUGAGUGUCUGUGAACUCAAACAGCUUGAGCACAGAUCGGUUUGAUCUUCACUGUUAUGACAGUAAGUUAAAUGUGUAAUAGGUGUGAUAUGUCAAUAGUGUGUUAACUUUACGCCGAUAUUCUGUAUGUACACUGGGUCUUUCUGGCUAAAUAACUGUUGAUAGAUAAGCCUAACAAGCUUUGUGGAUACUGAGUUAAAAUACUGAGUGUGUCAGCUCGAUUAACAGAAAAACUACGUUAGCCUGUUUAAAGUGGAAUUUAUUCAAACAAGUUUCUCCUACUUAAUCCAUCAGCUGAUAAUGCACAUCUGUUACUAGCGCUACAGACACAGAGUAAAGAGAUAAUUAGUGAGAAUGGAUCGGAGGUGUCCGGCUCAGGCCAUUAAAGAAAGGAUUAGAGAAAAGCCUUUUUUGAGCAGCACAGUUUCAGCCUGUUACCUCACAGAUCUAUGGAGGAGGAGGAGGAGAAGCAGUUUAAGUCAGAUCAGGGUUGAGAUUGUCUAAGAGUUCACAGUUUUUAUGUCAGUUUUCAUACAGUGCGCACACAUUUUAAUAUGUAGGAAAUAUAGUAGAGACAUGACUGCUGAGAAUCAAUCUUAUCGAUCUCUCCUUUCUUAUACAUUACCUUGUUUCUGAUUCUCAGGAUGAGGAGCUGGAAGAAAGACGUGAACGCCACAUUACCUCUCUCACCAGCAGCCACUCUCAUUCCUCCACCAUCUCCAGCAGUCCACCGCACAUGCCGUCAAAACAGCAAGUCCUCUCUAAACAGUCCAUUAAGUGAAGGGCAGCCUGAUGAACCCUACCCCAACAGGUCAUCGCUAUUUAUCCUACCUGUCUCUCCACUCUCCAGUCCGUCCCACAUGACUCCAAACCUGUCCCCUGACAGCAUGACUGAUUAGCAUUUAGCCCUCUGUAACCUAGCCUCUAGCUGUGUGACUGACAUAUCAACAUACAGUCCCCCAAAAAUACACUCAGAGCGCGCCCAUUUGCAAGUCCGUAUGCAUUCCUCUAAUCCAGCAGCAGCUGCAAUCAUUUCUCAUAUUGAGACAGCCAAAUUACCGUCUGCUUUACAUAAAUCACAACAGUACAGUGAAAGAUAAAAGGAAUCAAAGGUGAGUAGAUAUUAUUUCCAUGAAAUAUUGUUACAUCAACCAAGUUUUGAAUAAUAACUUUCCAUGUAUUAGGAUAAAAAGCAGGAUUUAGGUGUUUUUUUAGGUGUUAGAUAGUCAAAGAGUAUCUGUAGAUAACUUUAUCUCACACUGAACUGCUGUCUAGACAUACAAACAGUUCUGAUUUAUCUGCUUCUGUGAUUUCUGCCAAACAUGAAAACUGCCGCCUUGCUCAAGGGAUGGAAAGAAAAAUCACCUUCUGCCUUUUUGGCGAACUUUGCAGUUUUCAUUUCAAAUUUGGCGUUUUGCGCUGCUGCAAUUAGAUAAAAAUCCUUCAAAUAAUAGAAGACUCCAAGGAAGCAAAUUUACUCUUCAGGCGCUUUGCACACAAGUCCUUCCCACAAGAAGAUUAUGAAUCUGCCAGGAGUAAGCAUGACUGCUGUUGAAGGGUGAUAGAAAAACACUAUUAUUCUAUUAUUAGUUCAACUGUUUAUGAAAGUCUUGAAGUUAGUGGGAUCAUUUAAAUGUCUGCCCUAUUGUUCUGUUUGGGAGAUAAUAUUCAGAUUCUUAAAGUAGUUUUUCUACGGUGUUAGCUCUUUUUUGAUUCCACAUAAAUCCUGGAAAUUUCAUAAAUAAUUAAAAAUAUAUAUAUCUGCAUGUAGAGACAUUACUAGUGGGAAGUAAGAUGGGCCCACUGGCUUUUUCAGGUAUACCUGUGCAAUGUUACUCGGUCCAAUGCAUCAGGGUUUGCAAAUGUGUCUCUCCAUACAAAAGUCAAACAGUGUUUGGUGGCGGGGUUAGUAAUCUGUAAAUUAGAAGAGAUGUCUUUCUCUAACAUCAAAGUCAGGAGCAGUAUUAUAAUUCACUAUAUUGGAUCAAUAGGUUUGACAAAUGCAGUCCACAGUUCUCUCACUGACCCGAGGAGGAGCCAGACUCUUUGGACUGGGGUGGUCAAACUUGAGGGGCUGCAUUAGAUAUGUGUGAAUGUACAUUAUGAAUGGCAUUUAUUUACCUCCCCUGUCACCAUUCAUCACACCUGGACAACAUUCCUGUGCACUUUUUGUUUUCAUGGUAAAAAGUAACACUAGUGUCAGCAUCUGAAAUCUCUCAGCUUAAGCUCUUCCUGACUAAAGAAAAAUGCCCCAUCUUAAAAUACUAAUCAUGGUAAAUUAAAAUGCAGAGAAAGCUGAUGGGGAUUUGUUACAAUAACACCUUUAUGGUUAAUUUACAUGAGCACCACCUCUGAGAACCCCAUUCAUUUUUAGCUUUCUGGGGUGGCCAUCAGAUUUUACAGUCGGGCAUGGCCACCCCUCGCGAUCCCCUGUAUCUGCCCCUGACUCUGGUCCUUAUGCAAACACAUUACCUCUGUUAAAGCCUCUGUUACAGUAAUAAUGAUCUUGGAAGUAGGCUCCCAGCACACAGAGGUUUAUCUUUAGGACACAGUGUUUGCCACCUGAUUUAAGCUAAAACCCUUGUUAUGUAAAGGUGCAAUCUAAAGCUUUUUGCUGGAAAAAUAUGGACCUGCCCUUUUAACAUUUUCUCGAGUUUCUGUAAUGAUCCUCAGCAACCUUCACUCAUUUAAAACCAGAAAGAAUGAACUGAGCGGCUCACUGUAUCGCUGCGGCUGUCAGCGCAGUUUUGUUGGACCCGGUGUGCCAGGGACAUGGAGGGGAGCGAUGAGUGCAAUCCACUUCAAAGCUCGAGUUUCCCUCUCAGCUGGUGAGUCAGCCCCCCUCAUCUGUUUUCUGGCUUGAAUCUGUCAGACUCAGAAGGAGCAGCAGACAGAAAGGAUCUGUUGGCCGAACCCUGAAGCUUCACUCGUCUCACUCCGGUUUGUACACAGGAGUUAUUUGCAGCAGGAGGAGGGUAGUUUUCACAGGAACACGCUGUUACACGAGUAAUUUGGCAUGUCAGGAUGUGAUUUAGCUCCGUUAAUUGAACUAUUUGGAGUAAGUUUUCCCUUUCAGAACUCACUCAAAGUUAAGCUGUCUAGAAAUGUUGCACACAGAAUUUGCUGUUGUAUUGACAAGAGACAAAAGCUUGACAAUCAAACCAGAUGUACAAUGCACAGAAACAGUAGCUGACAAAUCAGUUAAUAGCCAUCUCAGUUUAAAGGAGAGAUCACUUAUGUUUGGUCACAACUAACAAUUAACUUCAAAACAUCUAAGUGUAGUGAUGAUCUAUGUUUUUUUCCUUUUAGGUGACAAAAAUGUAGGGUCUAUUUAAUUCAGAAAUAAUGAAAAGUGGACACCUUUGUUUUUAUAAACCAUCCUUCUUGUCUAACCAACGGUCAAACUCCAAAGACUUUUUUAACUUUAGUGAUUCCAGUUAAAACAACAAAUUCUCACACUUCAUAUUUUGGUUAUGGAUCGCUCUAACAAUUAAAUUAGCUGGACCUCUAUGUCAAAAAUAAACAUUUUUAACAGGAUUUCUGUUUUGUAGUUUUGAAGUAAGAUGUAAUCCACUCCUCAGUUCUUGUCUUUUGGAACUAAAUGAUUUGUCAUUAAACAGCCAGUGCUUCAUAAGGUCAGUCAAACUGUAAUCAAAAAAUAUCAAUGCAAGUUUUCGUGGUUUUAUUGCAGUUACACUUGGUUAUGCACUCUGUGAGCACCUAUAUGAAGCUGUGAUCUGGGCUCAUAUCAGUGCUACAAGUGCCUGCAGCCUUACAUAUGUAGACAGUAGGAGGGACCCUGUGAUAACCACCAUUGGGUCUCCAUAUGGUGUUACAUAAACAGAACCUGACUGCAGAAUAAGAGGCAGAGGCAGAAAUAGGAGAAAGUUUUCACUUCAACGAUGAGGUAAUGGAUUUUGCACCCUUGUUUCUUUCUUCCUGUCUUUCUUUCAUUCAUUCUUUAAAAUUCUGGAUGGUUUCCAGAAAGCAAGCACAAUGAAUUGAUGUUGUCUGGCAGAAUGAAUGUUUCACCUCUUUAUUAAAUGGGACAUUGUAAUGGAUGAGGGGCUUAUGUAAUGUGUGGAACUGUGCCACAGAGUUAAUGUCACAAGGCCUUAGAUGACGCGAUGGAACAGCUACCACUUGUGCCCUGACUUUGGCAUAGAUUUUGAUUAUUCAAAGAGUUAUAAAUGAUGUUUAUCUAUAUGUCUGUAUUAUAAGAUACCUAUUCCUUGUCUAAAUAUUUAUGUUAUUUGAUAAAUAUAUGUUUUUGAUAAUCAGGUGUUACUAAUAAACCACUGUUCCUCUGUCUCUUUGGGUUUUUAUUGCUCUUUGUCAGGUUUGUAAUUAGCUGCAUCAAAAACUUUGCAUUUUAGGGCAGCGAUUUGCAGUCAUUUUGAUCUUUGAUUAAUGGGCCCAUUAUAAUUUAAAUGGAUCAUUUGAAAUAAAUGGUUAAAAGUAUCACACAAAUUCAAAAGGCCUGUGGUGAUAUGAAAUUGCUUUUUGGUCCAAAACUUGAAAAUUUGUACCUUCAAGAAAGAGGAAGCAGCAUGUUUGCUUCAAAAACGACCUGACUGAUGAGUCAUCUGACAAAGCUGCUGCAGGGAACCUUCUCUGUUGAUCAAAUAAUUGAUUAAUCAACUUCUGUCUCUGCAAAAUGUGGAGUUCAUUUAAAAGAGCCUCGAGAGCAGAGAGAUGCUUCUUAGCUGAUGAUUUCAGAGGAAGUUUUUCUGUAGUAUUUAAAGAGAAAUGUUUGAACCUGUUUGAGCAUCUUUAUAUGAGGUCACGACUCCUACCUGAGUUAAUCAAGGAAGGUUUAUGAUAAGGAAAAGAUUAAUCAAUAAUGAAUGCGUUCACGGAAAAGGAGGUAUUACAGAGGUUAAAGACCCACUCCGAUGAAAAUCAUGUUUUUCUUGUUGUCUACAUGUUCAUACUGCAUUUUUCUGAUGUUCCAGGACAUAUCAUAAGAAAACUAAAUGCAAAAUUGCUUUUCUGAGUAUUUCUCCACUCAAAUCUCUGUGAAUCUCUGGCAGAGCCAAACAGCAGGUUGAAAACAGUGAGAUGUCACCGUCAACCAUUCUAAGCUCCGCCCCCGGAGCCCCGGGGGCAUCAAUCACUUCACCUAUUUAAACCGGGGCAGCAUUUCCGCAUUUCAACCUUCCAAGCCGGGAGCGCGGUUGCGCAUAUCUGCUCUUUAAAGUUUGUUUGUUCAAGGUUCUCAAAAAUGUGAUGAAGGUUCAGAAAAAUAAAAGAUAGUUAUCUUAAAGCUCUUAAAUACUUUUUAAAUGUUAUCUGCUACAGAGGCGGAGAUAUCAGCUUUUGUGUAAACCUCAACACUUCAAAAAACCUCAGGAUCUAGGAGCCCUUCUCAAAAUCAUCUAGCCUUUCUUAUAUGUCAAUGGUCUGUCUUGGUCCAGUCAUUCAACCCACCCUAGAAACUUUUGGGACAUUUUCAGAAGUUUAGUUCUGGUGUAAAUGCAGCUGAAGGCUACAAGCACACAAAAGUAAGACUAACUUUAAAUGAAAACAGGUUAGCCUUAUCCUCCCUCCAACAUUAGCCAGUACUGCUAAAAAUUCAAGCUAAUGCGUUUUAAAGCAACAACAGAUCCUGUUAUGGGUUAGAAUUUUUCUCGUUUAAUCUGAACAAUCAACCCUGAAUCAUCAUAUUAAUGAUAAAUGGUCUUGGUGUUUCCCAGUGGACUGAGCUAUUUCCCUUUCAAUGAUUUAUUAAGAACAGCCAAAGGAAAGUGGGUCUUGGCUUUGGAUCUCAGAUUUAGAAACCCAGCAUAUCUCAUAACGCUGAGCCACAGUAUUCCCCCCUAAAACAGCACCUCCAUUACAGCACAGGGUCCCGCUCCACUUCUUUAAGACCACUGCCAAUAUCAACUGAUGAUUCUCAGGCCCUAGAAACCAUAUUUGUGUAAUUUUGAACAGAGCAUCACAAAUGAAGAGUGAUCACACCUGUAUAGGCCUGUUUACUACACACACACACGCACACACAGAUCACACAUACCAAAGCAUGAUUAAUCCCACCUUAUUGAUGUGUCCUAUAAUGAGCUUUUGCAAUCCCCCCACCCUCCCCUGGGAGCGCAGACUUGCAUCAGCUAAUUAAUGAGCACUUGGGGGGGAAUUUGGGUCAUGAGAGGGGCCAGGAGGAGAAAACUGGGGGGAAUAAGUGGCACCAGCCCGGAUCAAUACAUCACAGAGGGAUGAAAACUGGAGGGAAUGAGGAUGGGCUACCAGGAUAUUUAAGUCUUUUACAAAACAACUGUGUUGACUGUGAACAAGUGGUGCCAGAGUACUGCUGAGUGGGGAGUGUUGACCCCACUGUGGACUGUAUUACCCUGACACACAGCAGAGGAUUUGGAGAACCAGUUAAGGGAAAAUGAAGCAUAUCAAAGGGGAGACUAGGGGCGGUUUCUGCCCUCAAACAAACGGACAGUUUGAUUUAUAGAAGGUCACAAGAAACAGACCAGAGCAGCAAAUCGUACCUUUCUCUUUCCGUCCACACAGGACGGCUCUCUUUUCCCCCUGCUCCGCCUGGUUUCUUCACCUCUCAUUCUUCUUCCUCUGCUCGCAGGCUUUUGGAAAACGGGGACAAAAGGGACUUAAACAGGUAAGUGGGUCACACUUUCUGUUGCUGUAGUGAAAAGGCCUCUGUGACGCGUGAAGGCAAAAAUAGAUAGUCAACACACAGAGAGGGUCCAACACAAAGAUGCAUGAGCGUUACCUACUGAACCUUAAAUGCUAUUUUGUAAAAUACACUCUAGUCGAAGUCAUUAAAUGAGGUUGGUAAUAUGAUACAUGAACACAGGGAUUGUUCACUGGAAAAACUAGCUCACAAUUUAUGGAUUUCAGUAAACCUUAGUCUAGCUAUAACAGUCUGAUGUUCUGAUACUUGAGUCUGGACUGAAAUAUCACAUUCUAUGGAUUGACAUCAACAUUUUGUGUCAUCAGCUGUGAUCCCCAUAUGAUCUGUUCAGUUUUACCGUUUAGCUUUACCUUGAAAAAAUGUCUUGCCAAGAAGAUAUCAUAAGAUAUUGUUCCUCUGAAGUACUGAGCAAGUCAGAGUUUUACUUCUCCAGUUACUUCUGAGUGCAAUGGUGAGUGAACC